AUGCCUCUCGCCAAACGCAUAGUCGAGCCUCAGCUUCUGUGCAGGCUCCAGAUCAGCGACGAGGACGACGCGCUGCUGGGGGACCUGUGUGCCAUCAGCAACGUGGUGCUGUCGCGGACCUUGCGACAGCUGUCCGACCUGGCCCGUCACGCCUGCUCUCUAUUCCAAGAGCUGGAGAACGACAUCGUCAGCACCAACCAGCGGGUUUGGGCGCUCCAGGGCAGGAUAGGCCAGAUCCAGCAGACUGCCAGUGCCCUCGACCCCAAGAAGGAGGCAGUGCCCGAGUCUAGAGUGGCGUCAAAAUGGAGCGAUGUGGGGGGGUGGGAGGAUGGAUGCUGGAUGUUGGGGGUGAACCUUUUGCGCUCGCGUCGGUGUUGGGGCGUGUGUUUUGCCGCUGCAUCAAGCUCCACAUCUUCAAUUUAUGGUUCAGUACUGCGGGGACUAUGGCAUGGAUACAGUCACACCUGCCAACACCGUUUCUGA
Molecule: messenger RNA, 483 nt
Organism: Knipowitschia caucasica
Lineage: Eukaryota; Metazoa; Chordata; Actinopteri; Gobiiformes; Gobiidae
Source: the annotation of a GenBank genome assembly